AUGGUAACGGAUAAUUGGAACCAAAUGUCGGGUUCCUACUGUACAACCAUCUCUCCUCCUUCCAGUCCCGGUCCUGACAUCGACGUCUUGAAGGACAUCUCAUCUCAAGAGCGUCGCAGUAACCUUCUUAUAAAUCAUCUUGUUCAAAACUUAUUAGAAAAUUAUGGUGAUUUGCUCGAGCCAGUGGCUUCUAGUCGUUCGAAACCAAUACAGCCUUAUGAGAUUGUAACUUUCAUUCAUUGCAUGCUCCUCAGAAGUAGGGCAUCGGAACGUCAAUUCCUCUCAGCUUACGAUUUAACUGCAAAAUUUCUGGAUAGCUGCCGCCGCCACGAUAUCAACUAUCUGCAGUUUCUACACUACGACAUACGCAAGGCCAUCACAGCUUGUAUGCUGUUUAGUCACUAUAAGUGUCAGGGUUUGGGCUGCUGUCCGUACUAUCUCUACUCGCGCAUGACUGGUCUCAGCGAAGAAGAAAUACGAAACAUAUGCCGUAUCGUCGGCCUCGUGCUCCAAUACUGCUUCAGGUCACCAUCAGAACCAGAUCUAGGCCCCAUAUGA
Eremothecium sinecaudum is the source of this 558-nucleotide messenger RNA. RefSeq lists its product as uncharacterized. Bases 1 to 558 code for a protein of 185 amino acids. The record is from RefSeq and is a predicted model, not a curated record. The transcript has a single exon. Lineage: Eukaryota; Fungi; Ascomycota; Saccharomycetes; Saccharomycetales; Saccharomycetaceae.